GGCGAAGUCGUCGGAAAGGGAUACAGCUUUGAACUGUGGGUAAAUUGUUCUUUUCCGGUAUAGCCGCCAUCAUGACCCUGGUAAUCCCAGAGAAGUUUCAGCACAUCCUUCGUGUAAUGAACACGAAUAUCGAUGGACGACGUAAAAUUAUGUUCGCCUUGACGGCCAUCAAAGGUGUUGGUCGUAGGUAUUCUAAUGUUGUAUGCAAGAAAGCUGAUGUGGAUCUCACCAAGAGAGCNNUUAAAAUUUCUGCCAUACAGGUUGAGAAACUGAUUACAAUCAUGUCAAACCCAAGACAAUACAAAAUUCCAGACUGGUUCUUAAACAGACAGAAGGAUGUUAAAGAUGGCAAAUACAGCCAAGUGUUAGCGAAUAACUUGGACAAUAAACUUCGUGAAGACUUGGAGAGGAUGAAGAAAAUCCGAGCACACAGAGGUCUUCGUCAUUACUGGGGUCUGCGUGUGAGAGGUCAGCAUACAAAGACUACAGGAAGAAGAGGAAGAACUGUUGGUGUGUCCAAGAAGAAGUAAAAAAAAAAUAACUGUCAGUUUAACUGUAUUAAAUUAAACAUUAUUCUGAGAGUCUAA
Saccoglossus kowalevskii is the source of this 587-nucleotide messenger RNA. Its product is annotated as small ribosomal subunit protein uS13. Gene Ontology annotation, molecular function: structural constituent of ribosome; RNA binding. The record is from RefSeq and is a predicted model, not a curated record. Gene Ontology annotation, biological process: translation. NCBI's taxonomy places the organism in Eukaryota, Metazoa, Hemichordata, Enteropneusta, Harrimaniidae. Gene Ontology annotation, cellular component: ribosome; cytosol; small ribosomal subunit.